AGCGGGGCGGGGCGGAAGGGCCCGGGUCUGCUGCGGACGGGGCGGGGCGGAGCCUCCUCCUGCACGGGGGAGCCCCCGGGCUCGCCCCAGCUCAGACACUCUUAGCCUUGGGGCAGCUGCCGGGCGAGUCAGCGGAGUAGCGGCCAGCGGGCGAUGGAGACAGAGAGACACCCGACGAGAGGAGGCGGGGUGGGGGAGGCGGGGAGAGUGCGGGGGCGGAGGCUGGCAGGGGGCGCUGGAAGCUGGAGCGGUCCGUGCGCUCCCCGCGCCCGAGGGUGCAGGAGGCUCUGAAGCGGCUGCUGCACCGCGGGGCCCAGGCGGCGGCUGGGGGGCUGGGGGGCGCUGCCGCCGCCGCCGCCGGGGGCGUCGCUGGCCUCGGCCCCUUUGUUCUCGCGCGCUCCCCCUCGCCGCCCACUCCCCUGCUGUCGCGCGGCGGCGGCGGUGGCGGCGGCGGCUCCUCCCGCCCGAGGCAGUCGGGCUCGGCGCCGGGGGCGGGAGGGGGCGGGGGGAGCACGCCAGCCGCCGAGAGUGGGGGGCGAUGGCGAAGCUCCGGGUGGCUUACGAGUACACGGAAGCCGAGGACAAGAGCAUCCGGCUCGGCUUGUUUCUCAUCAUCUCCGGCGUCGUGUCGCUCUUCAUCUUCGGCUUCUGCUGGCUGAGUCCCGCGCUGCAGGAUCUGCAAGCCACGGAGGCCAAUUGCACGGUGCUGUCGGUGCAGCAGAUCGGCGAGGUGUUCGAGUGCACCUUCACCUGUGGCGCCGACUGCAGGGGCACCUCGCAGUACCCCUGCGUCCAGGUCUACGUGAACAACUCUGAGUCCAACUCUAGGGCGCUGCUGCACAGCGACGAGCACCAGCUCCUGACCAACCCCAAGUGCUCCUAUAUCCCUCCCUGUAAGAGAGAAAAUCAGAAGAAUUUGGAAAGUGUCAUGAAUUGGCAACAGUACUGGAAAGAUGAGAUUGGUUCCCAGCCAUUUACUUGCUAUUUUAAUCAACAUCAAAGGAUAAAGGCCAUGCUCUUCCAAUUCCAACUUCAACUUCUGCCAUUGAAUCAUGUGCCAGUCAAGGAAAACCAAAGACAAAACAACAAGAAAACAACAACAAAAUAGCAGACACGGUCCUUGCCUUCAUGGAGCCUAUAGUCUGUAGUCACAACAGUAGUAUAAUUACAAAGUAGGGUAGUGCUAUGAAGGGGAAGCUGAGGAUGCUGCUAUGAGAUAUUACAGCAUGAUGGGGAAUUUCAAAGACCUUUCUGUGUAAAUCAAAAUUAGGUCAAGACCAGAGGAUGUUCAAGAAUUAGCUAGGUAAAAAGCUAGGGGGAGAAUAUUUCAGAAUGAGAUACUACCAUGUGCCAAUGUUCUGCGGCAAAAAAGAGCUUGGUGGUUUUAGGUACUAGAAGGCCAGUGUGUCAGGAGAACUGUGAAUGAGUGGGAGAGUGGAGCAAGAACUAGACAGGGCUUAGAUUUCUCUUAAAAUGUAGUGAGCAGCCAGUCGUUGGUUUUAAGCAGAGUGGUAAUAUGGUCUGCUUUACAUAUUUUAACUUUUAUUCCAGCUGCAUCAGUCACCUCGAGUCAUUCUGUUUCCCAUACACCUUGAUGCCUUUGCUCCUGUCUCUUUCUCCUCACCUGGGGACACCUUCACCUUUUUUACUUCUGGGAAUUAGCACAGCACAGUAGUCCUAGAAUGAACUCUAGAACCAAACGCUUUCUAGUGGCGUGGUCUUAGAUAUGUUACUGAAAUCUAUCUGUGCCUCAGUUUCCUUUGCAGAAGUGGGAUAUAAUAUCAAGGAGAUGGCAUGUGCCUAACCCACAAUAAUUCCUACAAAAGUGUUUGCUAUUAUUGUUUUUAUUACUAUUAUUAAGAUUCACCUCAAAUGUCACUGUGUAACCUUCUCCCACCUUUUCAGGUAUAAUUCAUUACUUCCUCUUCUGCAGUCCCACACUGCCAUGGUUGCUUUUUUCACACUGUUAAGAGAGUUGAAUAUGUACUUUUUUGUUGUUAUAGAUUAUGAAUUCCUUAAGGGCAGCAGUCAUGUGACAUCAAGCAUCAGGGUUUACAUUUCUCCUCUACCACUGAUUAAUUGUACGACCUUGGAUAAAUAGUGCAGCUUCUCCAUCUUGGUUUCCUCGCCUGUAAAAUGAGGAUAGCAUUACCCAUCUUAAGAGCUUCUGUUUUGGUUUUGUAAGAAACACAUUUGCACCAUAGCUAAUACUAAUACUUAGUAAACACAUAUGCUUUUCUUCCCUGCCUCUGUAGAUUUCUAACAACUAAGUUAGAAACAAAGUUGGGCCUGGUUAUUUACUGAUUGGAGGCUGAGGUGCUGAAUAAAUAAAUAAUGAGGGUUUUAUGAAUGAGUAAAACAACAGAACACAAAAAAAAAGGAAGAAAGAAGAAAUUCUGUUGUUAAAAUAAAUAUGUUGUACUCCUGAUGCUAACA
Molecule: messenger RNA, 2436 nt
Organism: Pan troglodytes (chimpanzee)
Lineage: Eukaryota; Metazoa; Chordata; Mammalia; Primates; Hominidae
Gene: KCNMB4
Product: potassium calcium-activated channel subfamily M regulatory beta subunit 4
Exons: 3
Coding region: 539-1108 (189 amino acids)
Biological process (GO): detection of calcium ion; potassium ion transport
Cellular component (GO): voltage-gated potassium channel complex; membrane
Molecular function (GO): calcium-activated potassium channel activity; potassium channel regulator activity
Source: RefSeq, a predicted model, not a curated record